Messenger RNA from Temnothorax curvispinosus, 1576 nucleotides. RefSeq lists its product as uncharacterized. The transcript is spliced from 8 exons. Bases 432 to 1337 code for a protein of 301 amino acids. NCBI's taxonomy places the organism in Eukaryota, Metazoa, Arthropoda, Insecta, Hymenoptera, Formicidae. The record is from RefSeq and is a predicted model, not a curated record.
UGUAAUGGGACAGACUGAAUCCUUAAAAAGUUCCUUCCUAAGUGGUAGAUGGCGUUACUAGUUGCCACAAAUACAUGUAUGAUUCAUAUCGGUGAGAGCUGUAUCGGUUGUGUGCUGUAUCGGUGAGAGCUGGUGAGUCGGUGGCGAGCUCGAUCGUGUUGACGUGUUUGUCCGGAGAUUUUUUUGAAAGUAAAGUAUUGCGACUGUUACUGUCUGCAUUGAGAAGAGGGUAAGAGCUGGUGAGAGCUGUGGUACAUGGUUACAGUUGAUUACAGGCAAUUACAGCAGGUUACAGUGGCAUGGGUGCGCGUCGACACGUAAAUUAUAUUCGAUUCAUCAGAACGUAAUUACUCAGAAUCCCCGAAUCACGUUAUCGUACAAUGAUCACCGGUCAUGGUAUCUUCAUAUAAAGGAAUUUAAGUUGAUUGCGGAUGAUACAUGUACCAGAAACGACUAUGUCUAAAAAAUGUGAAGUACGAAAUUGUACUUUUAACACAGAGAGAAAGUACCAUUUUCCAAAAUUAGUAGAAAGGUGUAAAAAAUGGAUAAGGGCGUGUGGCAACAAUAACUUAUUAAAAAUUCCUCAUCAAAAAUUGAGAGAAAAAGUUAUUUGUGAUGCCCAUUUUGAACAACGCUUCAAAUUGAGUAAAAGGCUUAGUAAUAUAGCCAUACCAACACUGUAUUUACCUGAUUUUAUUGAUAUAUCUAUCGAUGAUAUUCCAUCACUUUACAAUCCUGAAGAAAGUCAACAAAAAAAUAUAGAUUUGCCAGUUACAGCAACAGAUGUCGCAAAAACAUUAACAGAAUAUUUUGCUGAUUUGCCAGUUACAAAUGAUUUACAGUUUGAUGCUAAUGAGAUUGGACAGAUAGAACAAAUAGAUACAGCAUCUAUUAAUUACUCAAAUAUAGACACCGAAAAACCAAAUUGUUCAACACCAUUAGUUGAACAAAUGGGUCCAAUAACUUUGCAAGUUACAAGUGAUGAUUUACAGUUUGAUGCUAAUGAGAUUGGACAGAUAGAACAAAUAGAUACAGCAUCUAUUAAUUAUUCAAAUAUAGACACCGAAAAACCAAAUUGUUCAACACCAUUAGUUGAACAAAUGGGUCCAAUAACUUUGCAAGUUACAAGUGAUGAUUUACAGUUUGAUGCUGAGAUUGGACAGAUAGAACAAAUAGAUACAGACGGCGAAAAACAAAAUUGCUCAACAUUAGUUCCACAGUGUAAAUUGAAACGUAAAUUAUCAACUAAAAAUACAAUCAUUGCGGGAAAAAAGAAAGGUAAUAAACGUAAUAGAACUGAUUUAUAUUCUCAACCAUGGAGAUAUGAUUUAUAUUAAUCAUGAAGAUGUGAUUUAUAUUCUCAAUCAUGAAAUUGUAAUUUAUAUUUUCGAUCACAAAGCUGGUGACAUAUGACAUAUCUAAAGAUGUGACAUACCUAGACAGCACCAUGUCCAAAAUCGGGACGUAAGACGUCUUUUAGAUGUCUUUUAGCCAUCUUUUAGUAAGAUGUCUAAAAGAUGUCUAAAAGAUGUCUGAAAAUGUGACAUUACAUAUAAAAAAAUAUAUUUUGUAUUAU